AUGGGUGCUCUUGGAAAUGUCGUCUAUCUCAACAGUGUACUGUUGAUAUAUUGCUCUGCUGUAAACAGUGCAAUGGGUAUUGUAUCCUAAGUAUUUGAUGAGCGUGAUUAUUUAAACUUAGGCAACAUCUCUCUUUUUGUUAUCUAUUUGGCAUCAGGAAUCAACAAUCUGAUUGCACCAACUUAUGUUAAAAAAAUUUAAUACAGAUAUAUUUUCGUAUUGAGUUCUUUAGGGUAUCUCUUUUUCUUGAGUGAGGGAAUUUUAGUUUGUAGCUGUAACGACGAAUACACUUAUUUUUAUUGUAGAAAACCAAUAAUUUACUCAAUUAUAGUUGUUGGUUCUGCAAUUUGUGGGUUCUUAUCCUCAAUUUUGUAUAUUUGUUAAAAUGAAUAUACAUCAGAAAACACAAAUGAAUAAAACAAGAGUCUUUAUUUUGGUAUAGCUUGGGCUUUACUCUAAAGCUCAUAUAUUGUUGGAAACGUAUAUUCUAUGUUUUUCAUUGAGCCUCUUGGCCAAUUUGGAUAUUUCCUUUUAAUGACAGGUAUUGCUUCUGUGACUAGCUUAUUUUUCUUGUUUAUUUAAAAACCUCCUAAAAAACAGCAAAUUUUAGACUCUGAUAAAGUCCCUAUCAACUUAGGAAGCUAAAGUCUUAUAGAUAAAAAUGAAAACGAGUAAUAAUAUAGACCAAUAGAAUCUGCUGAGGAUUAAUAGUAAGAUUUUUAUUCUUUACCACUAGGGCAAUAGCUUAAGUCUAUGUUUAAUAUCAUGAGCCAGCCUGAUAUACGCCCGCUUUUAUUUUAUAUGUUUUCAAGCGGUAUAAUUAUGUCUUUUGGUUUUGGUGUCCUUUAUAGAAUAGUAUAAGAUAGUCUUUCAUCUGAUCUUUCAGACGAACAAGUUAAUAAAAAGACUUUUACUGUGAAUAUAGUUUUGGGUUGUUUCGAGUUUUUCGGAGGUGCAUUUGUUACUCCACUUGCUGAUAAGCUAAAUAAAAAAAGAAUAGCUAUUUCAACAAAUUUAUUAUUUGAGGCUGCAAUAAUAGGAAGUAUAAUAGCUCACUAUGAAAAGAAUUAUUUGUUGUGCUUCUUUGUUGCUGCUUUAUGGGGAAUGACUGACUGUACUACUCAAAGCAUGAAUUGUAAUUUAAUCUCCACAAAAUUUGGAGAUGAUGUACGUAUUUUUGGAAUUUGGAACUUAGUUUAGUGUGUAGGUGCAUUUAUUGGCAUGAUUUUCUCAAUCAUAUUUAAAUAACUAAAUAUAAUCUAUUAUCUUUUAGUAGUGGCUGCAAUUUAAAUGAUAACAAAUGUUGCUCUCUCUACUUUCAAACUUAAAAACAAGGAUUAAUCAGAAAAACUCCACUCAGAGUGA
Messenger RNA from Tetrahymena thermophila SB210, 1365 nucleotides. RefSeq names its product MFS transporter. NCBI's taxonomy places the organism in Eukaryota, Ciliophora, Oligohymenophorea, Hymenostomatida, Tetrahymenidae. The transcript has a single exon. The record is from RefSeq and is a predicted model, not a curated record. Gene Ontology annotation, molecular function: transmembrane transporter activity. Gene Ontology annotation, biological process: transmembrane transport.